AUGGUGACCAAGUCGACACACGAUACUCUAUCUCCCUCUUUGAUUGGGGCUGUGAUUAGGAGAAGGCAGUGGAAGGCGGUCUUCUCUUCUUCUCCAGUCCAGACGACGCAUAGGCAUAACCAGCAACUCCUCAACUUAGCUCUCGAACUCUCCAGUCCAGACACACAAACAUUUGAUUUCGGUUUUAAUACUGGAGGUGAGAAAUCGACAGUGAAGCCACAAGCCCCAAUCAAACUCGAAGCCUUCAUCCUCUUUCUCUCAGACCAUCGAGAAAGAGCAAAGCAUUACUAUGAACAACAGAAGAAAAUUGUUGAUGAACUGCGGGCAUCUGAGCAGAAUGGGGAAGGGGAUGGUGUCUUCUGCUGGUUCUGCGCCUCUUCUACUGUUUCUGCUUGGGCUUCUGGUUCUCUUGUGUUUCCUCUGUUUCCAUUGGAUGCCAUUCAAGGCAAAGCUGCUACAUCAUCAGGAACAACACCAUUAGGAGAGGAGGGGUUAUCUUUCUUAGGCGAUCCUCUCUGUCUCUCUUCCUACCUUUGGACUUUGUUGUUCACUUUUCCUGAUGCAUUCAAGUCAGAUGAUGCUCCUUCAGCUGGAUAUUAUUGGGUUGCUCCCCUUCCUCUUCUGCCUUUUAUCUCUUGGUUUAUCUCAGCUGAGGUUUUCCUUGUUGGGUUGGAUUUGCCCCUCCCAGCUAGGGGUCAGCUGGGGGCUCUCUUCUGGCAUGCUCCUGGGGAUGUUUCUACUCUAGACCCUCAGCUGGUUUUCAGUCGUUUCUCGUCUUUUGGGUUGCUGAUGGGUCCUCCUCCCUCCAUGAAGAUUUCGUCUCCCCUUUCUUCUUGUCUUGUAGGAUUACAGCCAUUGGCUUGGGUGUGGAAACAUGUUGUUGAGCUAUACAACAUUUGUCACAGUAAAAUGGAGGAAAUUGUUCCAAAGGGCAUCAUGCUUGGGGUUCUAGGAUGCAAUGGUUUUCUUUGCUGCUGGGGUGGUUUGAAAGCUACCUAUUUCUGA
This is a messenger RNA of Ilex paraguariensis (yerba mate), 1005 nucleotides long. NCBI's taxonomy places the organism in Eukaryota, Viridiplantae, Streptophyta, Magnoliopsida, Aquifoliales, Aquifoliaceae. The record is from the annotation of a GenBank genome assembly.